Molecule: messenger RNA, 3980 nt
Organism: Danio rerio (zebrafish)
Lineage: Eukaryota; Metazoa; Chordata; Actinopteri; Cypriniformes; Danionidae
Source: RefSeq, a predicted model, not a curated record
AGAGCUCAGAUCGUGUUCCUGCUGCACAAGAGCGUCUGUACUUCUGCAUGUGAUGGUCAGCGGCUGAUUGUUUCCUCAAAGCUCUGCUAAUGGCUGCAUUGAUGUUUUAGCUGCAGUAUGGCAGAGGAGCGAGUAAAAGACUCUCUCUCAGAGAAACACAGUGUGAGAUCUGGAUCAUGUGUGUCCAGCUCUGUGUCUCUGAAGAGUGACUGGUCAAAAGAAGAUCCACCAAAAUUCAGCGAAAAAACACCAUCAUCUGCUCAAAGUGUGAGAUCAGGAUCAUGUGUGUCCAGCUCUGUGUCUCUGAAGAGUGACCGGUCUAAAGAACAUCCUCUACCAAACUUCAGAGAGAAAACACCAUCAUCUGCUCAAAGUGUUGAACAUGAGUUACCAGAUUCAGGACAGGAGACUCACAGGAACCACAAGAGUUUCACAGACAAUCUCCAGUCGAUCUUCCAGAAUCUUGAGAGCAAAAUGUUCAGAUUUCUGAAGAUAAAGCAAGAUCAAGCUGCUGAUACUCUCCAGGAUGAGCUGUUCUCCAUCAAUCAGUUUCAAUGUAGCCUGAAGAAGAAAUAUCAAAGUGUGUUUGAAGGAAUUGCUCAGCAAGGAGACUCCACACUUCUGAAUAACAUCUACACAGAUCUCUAUAUCACUCAGGGUGCGAGUGAACAGGUCAACAAUGAACAUGAGAUCAGACAGCUUGAAGCUGCUUCCAGACGUCAUCAGUCACUAGAGACACAGGUUGAAUGCAAACAUUUGUUUGAAGCAGCUGAACAAGAUGAGCAGAUCAGAACUGUCCUGACAAAAGGAGUUGCUGGCAUCGGGAAAUCAGUCUCUGUGCAAAAGUUUGUUCUGGAUUGGGCUGAAGGAAAAGAAAAUCAAGACAUCAGCUUCAUAUUUCCUCUUCCAUUCAGAGAGAUGAAUUUAAAGGAGAAAGAAAGACAAAGUUUAAAAGACCUCAUAACUCAGUUUUUCCCAGAGACUAAAGGACUGAACCUUACAAGAAGCACACGAUUCAAAGUCCUGUUCAUCCUUGAUGGAUUGGAUGAAUGUCGUCUUCCUCUGAACUUUGCUGGUAAUAAGACUUGUCGUGAUGUAUCUUCAGCAGUCUCUCUGGAUGUUCUCCUGACAAACCUCAUCAAGGGAAACCUGCUUCCUUCUGCUCUCAUCUGGAUCACCAGCAGACCAGCAGCUGCCAAUAAGAUUCCUGCUGACUGUAUCGACCGGCUGACAGAGAUACGAGGAUUCAAUGAUGCCCAAAAGGAGGAGUACUUCAGAAAGAGACUCACAGAUCAGAAUCAGGCCAGAGAAAUCAUUGAUCACAUUAAACAGUCAAAGAUUCUCUUUAUUAUGUGCCACAUCCCAGUUUUCUGCUGGAUUUCAGCCACUGUUCUCCAGAACAUACUGAAACUGAAACACAGGGCUCAUGCUGAAACACUGCAGGAAUCACCCAAGACUCUGACACAGAUGUACACACACUUUCUCCGCUUUCAGAUCCAGCAGAGCAGAAGAAAGUAUGAUGGAGAAAACACAGCUGAUGUCUCCUGGGAUCCAAAGCUCAUCCUUUCACUGGGGAAACUGGCCUUCCAGCAGCUAGAAAGAAACAAUGUGAUCUUCUAUGAGAGCGAUCUGAAAGACUGUGGCAUUGACGUCUAUAAGGCAUCGGUGUACUCAGGCAUGUGUACCCAGAUCUUUAAAAAGGAGACAGGAAUCAUUCUUGGUACCAUGUACUGCUUUCUUCACUUGAGCAUUCAGGAGUUCAUUGCAGCCCUUUAUCAACAUCUAAUUCUAGACAACAACAAGAAACAAGCUGAAAAAAGCAGAAAUGAGUCCAUGAUUAACUUGCUGAAGACUGCAGUGGACAAGGCUCUGGAAAAUGAGAAUGGACAUCUGGACCUUUACCUUCGCUUCCUUCUCGGUCUGUCACUCCAGUCCAAUCGACAACUCUUACGAGGCCUGUUGACACAGCAGGAUGACAGAGACGAGAGCAAAAAGAAAAUAAUUGCCUACAUCAAGCAGAAACUUGAAGGGAAUCUGUCUCCAGAGAGAUCCAUAAAUCUGUUCUACUGUCUGAAUGAACUGAAUGACCAAACUCUGCUGAAAGAGAUUCAGUCUCACCUCAGUAGAGGAAGUCUGUCAUCUGCUCGCCUUUCACCUGCCCAGUGGUCUGCUCUGGUCUUUAUGUUGUUGACCUCAGAGGAGGAGCUGGAGGAGUUUGAGCUUCGGAAAUUCCAGAGAUCAGACGAGUGUCUCAUCAGACUAUCAGCAGUCAUCAAAACCUCCAAAAAAGCUCUGCUACAGAGCUGUAAUGUCACUGUUCAGUCCUGUAAGAGUUUGUCUAAAGUUCUACAAUCAUCAAACUGUGUCCUGAGAGAGCUGGACCUGAGUAACAAUGACCUGCAGGAUUCAGGAGUGAAGCUUCUCUCUGAUGGACUGAAGAGUCAACACUGUAAACUGGAGACACUGAGAUUGGCCAUGUGUAAUCUCACUGUUCAGUGCUGUGAGAGUUUGUCUUUAGCUCUACAAUCCUCAAACUGUGUGCUGAGAGAGCUGGACCUGAGUAACAAUGACCUGCAGGAUUCAGGAGUGAAGCUUCUCUCUAAUAGACUGAAGAGUCAAUACUGUAAACUGGAGACACUGAGAUUGUCUGGCUGUAUGGUGACAGAGGAAGGCUGUGGUUUUCUGUCUUCAGCUCUGACUUCAAACCCCUCACACCUGAGAGAGCUGGAUCUGAGCUACAAUCAUCCAGGAGAUUCAGGAGUCAAGCUGCUCUCUGAAAAAUGGCAGUGUCCAAAUUACACACUGGACAAACUCAAUCUGGAUCAUGGAGGAGAGAAGAGAAUUACAGCAGGACUGCACAAAUAUGUCUGUUUCCUCACGCUGGAUCCAAACACAGCACACAUUCAACUCAUUCUGUCUGAGGAGAACAGAAAGGUGAAGCCUGUUAGAGAGGACAUGAUGAUGAUGAGGAAGGAUCAGCCAUAUCCUGAUCAUCCAGACAGAUUUGAUGGUCUUUAUCCUCAGGUGUUGUGCAGAGAGAGUGUGUGUGGAUGCUGUUACUGGGAGACUGACUGGAGUGGAGAUGGUGGUGUGUGUAUAUCAGUGUCAUAUAAGAGCAUCAGGAGGAAGGGAGGUGUUGAGUGUGAGUUUGGACGUAAUGCUCAGUCCUGGAGUUUGCACUGCUCUUCCUCCAGAUUCAUAUUCAUUCACAAUAACACAGAGACUCGUCUCCCUGUAAAGCGGCUCAGCAAGAGAAUAGGAGUGUUUGUGGAUCACAGUGCAGGAACUCUGAUCUUCUACAACAUCUAUAGAGACACAAUGAGCCUCAUCCACUCAGUCCAGACCACAUUCACUGAGCCGCUCUGCCCUGGGUUUAGGGUUUAUUCUGGAUCAUCAGUGAAACUGAGCUGAAGACUGACGAGAGAUUUACCCAGAAUCCUCUGCAGGUGUGCGUGUGUGUGUGUGUGCAGUCUUCAUUUAAAAUGUUGUUUUUAUUAUAUUGCCCGGCAAUUACUUUUAAUAUUGCACAAAAAAGCUAAAUUUAUAAAGUGUCUUUCAGAAUCAGUUUUAUUGCCAAGUGUGCUUCACAUGCACAAGGAAUUUGUUUUGGCUAAAGAAGCAUCCAGUGUGCAUAAAGUGACAAAACAAAAUAAAUAUGAGAAAGAAAAAAAAAAGAAAAAACAGAUGAUAAACCUUAAACAGAGAUGAAGUUUGUCCCGAAAUCUGGAAGUUGAGUUGUAUGUACAGAUUUGUUAUAAAUAUACAGGUUAUACGGUGAUGUGUACAAAUGCGAAUGGAUAAAGUAUUGCAGUGCAUAUUGAUAUAAGGUGCUGUGUACAAGUACGUAUGGGAAAGUAUUGCACAUAUUGAUUGCAAAGUAGAGUAACAAUUAACUGUUCAUGAGGUAGAUGACCUGAGGAAAGAAACUUUUCCUGUGUCUGGCUGUUUUUGUGCUUGGUGCUUUGAAGCGCCGACCAGAC